Messenger RNA from Pleuronectes platessa (European plaice), 3103 nucleotides. Its product is annotated as zinc finger protein 260. The record is from RefSeq and is a predicted model, not a curated record. Lineage: Eukaryota; Metazoa; Chordata; Actinopteri; Pleuronectiformes; Pleuronectidae. Gene Ontology annotation, biological process: regulation of transcription by RNA polymerase II. The transcript is spliced from 3 exons. Bases 179 to 2065 code for a protein of 628 amino acids. Gene Ontology annotation, molecular function: RNA polymerase II cis-regulatory region sequence-specific DNA binding; DNA-binding transcription factor activity, RNA polymerase II-specific.
UUAUUCACUCAUCCUUCAUCCACUUAAUCAGUCAUCCCAUCCUCGACUGCUGUCGUCUUUUUCUCCUCGUCCUCCAGUCCAGCAGGGGGCACUGUUGGCUCUGAGCUCGGUGUCUCUGUUUCCUGCCGCUGGAUCGCUUUGUCCGCUCCGAGACUCAAAGUGCUCAAAGAGGAGGAAGAUGUCACACGUGCAGCUGCUGCGGGUGUCGAUACAUGAGCGGAUCAGCGCCGCCGCCGAAGACUUUCUACUGCAGCUGGAGAAAGGAGGAGAAACGGCUCGAGUCUCGGCUCUGAGAGCGAUGCUAACCGAGCGGCUAACGGCUGCGGGGGAAGAGAUCGUCGCGGUGUUCGAAGACAAAAUGGAGAGGUCCCAGCGGGAGAUCUGCCGCGAGAGGAGGCUGCUGGAGGCCGUGAUGAAGCCCGAACUCCGGCUGCACCGAGUUGUUUGUCCUGCAGACGUACAGCCGCUGAUGGUGAAUAAAGAAGAGGUUCCCCCUGAGCAGCAGCAGUGGAGCCCCCUUGUGGACCAGGAGGACCCAGAGCCCCCCCACAUUAAAGAGCAACAGGAGGAACAGUGGACCAAUCAGGAGGGACAGCAGCUUCAACAACUUGAGCAGGCCGAUAUCAAGUUCCCAUGGACUGCUGUCACUAUGAAGAGUGAAGAAGAUGAAGAGAAACCCGACUUGUCAGAGCUUCAUCAGAGUCAGACUGAGGAGAACAGAGCGGACUGUGGAGAACAAGAACCAGCCAGGAACUCAGGUCCUGAUGGACAUUUACAAAAAGGUACUGAGGACAAGACUGAAGACUCUUCUGAGACUGAGGACAGAGAAGAGGAUUGGAUGCAGACAUGGGAACCUCAGUCUUGUUUAAAUACAAAAAAUAACAAACACCCUCUCAGUGAUAUGAAAGGUAAAACUGACGUACAGCAGCUGAUGGUGAAUAAAGAAGAGGUUCCCCCUGUGCAGCAGCAGUGGAGCCCCCUUGUGGACCAGGAGGACCCGGAGCCCCCCUAUAUUAAAGAGGAACUGGAGGAACCGUGGACCAAUCAGGAGGGAGAGCAGCUUCAACAACUUGAGCAGGCCGAUAUCAAGUUUCCAUGGACUGCUGUCACUAUGAAGAGUGAAGAAGAUGAAGAGAAACCUGAGUUGUCACAGCCUCAUCAGAGUCAGACUGAGGAGAACAGAGCAGACUGUGGAGAACAAGAACCAGCCAGGAACUCAGGUCCUGAUGGACAUUUACAACAAGGUACUGAGGACAAGACUGAAGACAGUGAAGAUGAUUGGAUGCAGACAUUGGAACCUCAGUCUGGUUCAAAUACAAAAAAUAACAAACAGCCUUUCAGUGAUAUGAAAAGUAAAACUGGUAAGAAAGCAUUUGGUUGUUCUGAGUGUCAUAAAAUAUUCAGACGAAAUUGCGAUCUAACAAAACACAUGAGGACUCAUACAGGAGAGAAACCGUUUAGUUGCUCUGAGUGUGGUAAAAGAUUUCUUCAUAGGUACACUCUAACUGUACACAUGAGGAUUCAUACAGGAGAGAAACCGUUUAGUUGCUCCGAGUGUGGUAAAAGAUUUCUUCAAAAGAGCGAGCUAACUGUACAUAUGAGGACUCAUACAGGAGAGAAACCGUUUAGUUGCUCCGAGUGUGGUAAAAGAUUUUUUCGAAAGGACUAUGAAACUGCACAUAUGAGGACUCAUACAGGAGAGAAACCAUUUAGUUGCUCCGCAUGUGGUAAGAGAUUUUUCCAAAAGGGCAAUCUAACUGAACAUAUGAGGACUCAUACAGGAGAGAAACCAUUUAGUUGCUCCGCGUGUGGUAAAAGAUAUCUUCAUAAGUACAAUCUAACUGUACACAUGAGGAUUCAUACAGGAGAGAAACCGUUUAGUUGCUCCGAGUGUGGUAAAAGAUUUCUUCAUAAGUAUACUCUAACUGUACACAUGAGGAUUCAUACAGGAGAGAAACCGUUUAGUUGUACUGAGUGUGGUAAAAGAUUUCUUCAAAAGGGCGAGCUAACUGUACAUAUGAGGAUUCAUACAGGAGAGAAACUGUUUAGUUGCUCCGAGUGUUGAGACAGAUUCAGACGAAAGAGAAAUCUAAAUGUUCACAUGAGGAAUCAUACAUGAGUGAAACUGUUUAGUUGCUCCGAGUGUGGUAAAAGAUUUAUUAAAAAGUGGGAUCUAACUACAUGUGAAAACUCAUACAGGAGAGAAACCGUUUAGUUGCUCCGAGUGUGGUAGAAGAUUUCUUCAAAAGGCCCAUCCAACUGUUCACAUGAGGACUCAUACAGGAGAGAGACCAUUUAGUUGCUCCUAGUGUGGUGAAAGAUUUUGAGUAACGGCUAAUGUAACUUCAUAUGAGUAUUAAUAUAGAAGAGAAUGAAUUUACUUGCUCAGUGUGGUUAAAGAUUUAAGUUGCAUCGUCUGCAAAAAAGAUUUAUUAGGAUUUGCCAGCAACUUUUCAAAUUAUCCAUAUUCAUAGUUCACUGUUGUAAAAAUAGAAUUUAGAAUUCCCCCGUUCACCUGUUUUUGCCAGUUAAACCAUUUUUUGUCCCUAGAAAAAAUAACUCGUUGAAUAACAUGAACGAUUUCUGUUGAUACUACUUGUUUCUACGGAUUUGAUUUAUUCCAUAUAUAUUACACAACCAUAUUUACUUAUGGAUUUAUUCAUAAUCUCCUGCGUGUCAUGUAAAGAAUUCGCUCUAAAUUAACAGCUGAAUAUACAUAAGAGAAGUCAUACAGGAGAGAAACGAUUAAAUUGCUCCUAUUGUUUAAAAGAUUUAAACUAAUGGGCAAUCUAUGUAUAUGAUUAGUCAUACAGCAGAUCAUUAUUUUACUUGCUCUCAGUGUGGAAAAAGAUUUCACUGUAGGUACAAUGUAAAGAGAUAUUUAUAUAGAUCUAUCAGCAGCUAUCGAUAUUAUCCAUGUUCCUAUUUCACUGUUGUAAAAAGAGAAUUACGAAUCCCUUUCCCUGAUUUUACCAGAGUAAAAAAAAAAAAGAUGUUCCUGGAAAAUACAACUCAAUGAUUAACAUGAAAUAUUUGUGUUGAUAUAUCUGGUUUUUACUGAUUUAUGCCUCACGAUACACACCAAUAAAGUGAAGGAAAUAAG